UCGAUUUUAUAACAAAAAGCAGCGCAACUUGCGGGUGGACUAAAGUUUUAUUCUGAACUGCUGACCGGUUAGGAUCAGUCUUGUCGAAGCCGUCCCAGGAAACGGUUUGAAGAAAGGAACAGUGAGUGUAAAUUCAACUUACGAUGAAGGCAUUUUUAGUGUGUUUGCUGCUGGCCCUGGCCGGACAAUCGUUGGCCCAAAGCCAGGAUGAGUUUGUCGAAUACCUGCUGGAGCUUCAGGCUCAGGCUGAAUCCGUGCAUCAAAUCAUGGAGGGUACGUUCGACAACAUGCGUUUCACCAUGAGCGACCAACUGAUCGAACUGAACCGAGACCUGAUUUCCCGCAUGAACACCGCUUUGGUCCGAAUUGAGGAAAUCAAGGAAAGCACCGAAGCAUUUGUGAGUGAAUCGGACGCCCAGCAGACCUGCAUCGAUGUGGCCAUGGCUAACUGGGACAUCGAAAUCGAAUGGGUCGGUCAGGCUCUGCAGCGUUGCGCCACUCAGGCCAACCUGGAUAUUACCCGUGCUACUGCCGAUGUUCAUGGGGCCAUUGAGGAAGCUCAGGCUCAAUCAACCGAACUGCAGAACAUCGUGGUGCACGGAUUCAUCGACUGGAAUGCGAUCGACUACACCGAAUCCAUCUCAACCAUUGUGGGUGCUCGCAUCCAGCAGAAGCACGAAUACUUCGCUAAUGUCACCGAGCCGGCACUGGAGCGUAAUCUGCAGGAAAUUUUCGAUCUAACCACCGAGAUGCUGCCCCGUAUCUCCACCUGCAUCGAUCGCGGUGUGGAGCGUUUCAACAACUACGCUCGCGUCAUCCGCGAUACGUUGUUCUUCUGUUAGUUAGGGGUAGAGCAUUACGUUCUUUUCUCUCUUGUUAUGUAAUGUCAGCGAUUCGGAAAUAAAGUCUACAAAAUCUUAUCUCAGUGUA
Messenger RNA from Topomyia yanbarensis, 930 nucleotides. RefSeq lists its product as uncharacterized. The record is from RefSeq and is a predicted model, not a curated record. The transcript has 2 exons. The coding region runs from base 144 to 842 and encodes 232 amino acids. Lineage: Eukaryota; Metazoa; Arthropoda; Insecta; Diptera; Culicidae.